AUGUUAUCGCGCUGGUCGUACAAGUCGUUGGGAGCAGCAUUGCCUCCGCUGCGAUCAAUUCAGGCAAGAACUCCACUUUUGGCUGUAAUGUCAUGCUCGCCGGAUUUACUUUCCAACUGGGUGGUUGCCACAACAUGCUAUAUGAUCUUUGCAGCCGAGUUCAUGCUGCGAGUUCUAUACGACCGACCCAUAUCCAGACGCUUGGCUUCUCCGACAUCUCCGGCGAUAUACGGCUUGGAUCGGAAUAUAUGGCAGAUACUAUCUGCUCUCAUCUUUAGUAACCUAUGCGUUCAUGUGCGAUUGUGGUACCGUAUAAUUGAACUUUCUGACAACUCCACUGGGUACCUCUCCCGCACUCAGCGUUACUUUGUGAUCAUGGAUGCUCUAAUGAUCAUCCUUGCGAUGCUCACUGUUAACCUUUUCCACCCCGGCCGCCUCUUGGCCCGUCCGGGAGCGCAGAAAGGCGAUGUUUGGAAGGUAGACAUGAUAUUAUCAUCCGAAGAGAAUGUAUCCUCUUUGGCUUGCAUCGAGCUUGCAAGUGCCUAG
Fibroporia radiculosa is the source of this 546-nucleotide messenger RNA. RefSeq lists its product as uncharacterized. Bases 1 to 546 code for a protein of 181 amino acids. Gene Ontology annotation, cellular component: fungal-type vacuole; plasma membrane. The transcript has 6 exons. The record is from RefSeq and is a predicted model, not a curated record. Lineage: Eukaryota; Fungi; Basidiomycota; Agaricomycetes; Polyporales; Fibroporiaceae.